This is a messenger RNA of Manihot esculenta (cassava), 1733 nucleotides long. RefSeq names its product heparan-alpha-glucosaminide N-acetyltransferase. The transcript has 13 exons. Bases 71 to 1549 code for a protein of 492 amino acids. NCBI's taxonomy places the organism in Eukaryota, Viridiplantae, Streptophyta, Magnoliopsida, Malpighiales, Euphorbiaceae. The record is from RefSeq and is a predicted model, not a curated record.
UCCAAUUCAGUGCCACUACAUUAUAUGUAUCACAUUCCUUUAACCAUUAUCCAGAAAGGAAAGCAAAGCUAUGGAGCAUCCUAAGAGACUGGAAGAAGGGUUAGCUCAUGAAACUAAAGACAAGAAUGAGCUGUUUAGCGAGAAAGUUGAUAAAACUAACGAUAGAGAUGUCACCAACCGUGAGAAAGAGGACACAAGUAGUGUGAAUCAGCAAAAGCAGCAGCAGCAACAACCAUUGGUGAAGCAGAAGGCCAAGAGGGUUGCAACCUUGGAUGCUUUUAGAGGGCUCACGGUGGCUUUGAUGAUAUUGGUGGAUAAUGCUGGGGAAUCAUAUGCACGAAUAGAUCAUUCACCAUGGAAUGGCUGCACACUGGCGGACUUCGUUAUGCCUUUUUUCCUCUUCAUUGUUGGUGUUGCAAUUGCUCUUGCUUUCAAGAGAAUUCCAAAGAAGAGGGAUGCAGUUAAGAAGAUAAUCCUAAGGACAUUGAAGCUUCUAUUCUGGGGAAUUUUGUUGCAAGGAGGAUAUUCACAUGCACCUAAUGAUCUCUCUUAUGGGGUGGACAUGAAAAUUAUAAGAUGGUGUGGCAUUCUCCAGAGGAUAGCAUUGGUGUACAUGUUUGUGGCCUUGAUAGAGACACUAACCAUCAAGCAAAGGCAAUCUGUGGUUGAGCCUGAUCACUUUACCAUUUUCACAGCAUACAAGUGGCAAUGGAUUGGAGGGUUUAUUGCUUUUCUUAUCUACAUGAUCACAACAUAUGCACUCUAUGUUCCAGAUUGGAGUUUCGAUCACGAAUCGAAGAGAUACACGGUCAAAUGUGGGAUGAGGGGACAUUUAGGACCUGCCUGCAAUGCAGUUGGAUAUGUGGAUAGAGAGGUCUGGGGCAUUAAUCAUCUGUAUCAAUACCCUGUUUGGAGCCGCUUAAAGGCUUGCACUCUUAGCUCUCCAGGUUCUGGCCCUUUUCGUGAGGACGCUCCUACUUGGUGCUACGCUUCAUUUGAACCUGAAGGAUUGUUGAGUACAAUCUCUGCUAUCCUCUCUGGCACCAUUGGCAUCCAUUAUGGUCAUGUUUUGGUUCAUUUCAAGGAUCACUCUGAGAGGCUGAAGCAAUGGGUCUCAAUGGGGUUUGGCUUACUUAUUAUAGCCAUCAUCCUUCAUUUUACAGAUGCUAUUCCUAUCAACAAACAGCUCUACAGCUUCAGCUAUGUCUGUUUCACAGCAGGUGCAGCAGGAAUCGUAUUCUCUGGAUUCUAUAUACUGAUUGAUGUUUGGGGAUUGCGAAUGCCAUUUUUAUUCCUGGAAUGGAUAGGAAUGAAUGCAAUGCUGGUAUAUGUGAUGGCUGCACAAGGUAUCUUUGAAGGAUUUAUCAAUGGAUGGUAUUACAAGUCACCAGAUAACACACUUGUGAAAUGGAUUCAAAAUCAUGUCUUUUUCAAUGUUUGGAACUCACAGAGGCUAGGGACACUCUUAUAUGUGAUAUUUGCUCAAAUCACAUUCUGGGGAGUAGUUGCUGGCAUAUUGCACAAAUUGGGCAUAUACUGGAAGCUCUGACAAGUAAAAAAUUGCUGAUGGUUAAUGAAUUAAGCAAUUAGUAACACUUUGUAACUAAAAUUCACUUCUUUUCUUGUUUGUUGUGCUACGUCAAGUUUGUUUAAGAUGAAAAUCUGGAGCUUCAAUCUUUCGUAUCUGACUUAACUUAUAAAUUUUAACUUGUACUUUUUUUGUAUUUUUUUUA